AAUAAAUUUUGUGAUACUUUGAGAUUUUCUAUUUAAGCUCUAAAUAUUUUUAUCUUUGUGUCGAGAAUCAAAAAAAUGUUGACAGCGAAGUUACCACUGCUUGGUAAACGGCAUCGCAUGCAGGUGCUGGUGGCGCUUACGUAUCACAUUAUGAAUUUUGCUCAUGGACUUGGUAUCGGAUGGGUGUCACCUACGGUGCAAAUAAUACAAUCGCCUGAGACACCGUUAAGCUUUCCCGUAACCGUAGAGCAAGUAUCAUGGAUAGGAUCGCUCUUCGGUUUCGGCUUUUUGAGUGGAAAUAUUCUAUUUGGCCUCACUGCCAAUCGCUUAAGUCGGAAACUGAAUAUGUAUUUAUUGGCGUUGCCAAAUAUGCUAUUUUGGAUCUUAAACUAUUUUGUACAAAAUGUAGAGUAUCUCUAUGCAGGCCGCUUCUUUGCCGGUGUCACCAGCGGCGGCUUGUUCGUUAUUGCACCGAUAUUUUUUAGCGAAAUCCUAGACAAAGAUGUUCGUGGCACACUCAUGUCCAUGGGUAUGAUGUUUCUCAGUUGCGGUGUACUAAUCGGCUUCAUUCUACCCACAAAAGUCGACUACUAUUUAACGCCGUGUAUUGGGCUGGCGCUACCCAUAAUUUACGUUGUGGUGUUUUGCUUCUUCCCGGAAACACCACAAAGCCUCCUGAGGAGUGGUCGAUUUACCGAAGCGGAGACAGCUUUCAAUUUCUACAAAGGCAUUGACAAUGGAGUUAACGUGCAGUUGAGUCGGAGAGUUGAGGAGUCGAAAACAGCAACGGAAGUACAAAGCGAAUUUGAAUUUCCUUUUUCAGAUCCUUGUGCAACUUCACUGCUGAAGAAAAGUACAAAAGCAAAAAUGGUGAGGAAGCAAGGAUUAACAAUUUUCAGCAAACGUUAUCGCAUGCAGAUUUUGGUAACACUUGCAGCUCACAUAAUGACGCUUUCCCAUGGCAUUGGUCUUGGCUGGCUCUCCCCAACACUCUUAAUAUUGCAGUCCCCACGAAGCCCUUUAGAAUUCAAAGUUGCCGUUGAAGAUGUGUCCUGGAUUGGUUCGAUUUUCGGUUUGGGUUCACUUAGCAGUAACAUAUUCUUUGGCCUCUUGGCGGCUCGCAUCGCAAGGAAGACAAAUAUGUACCUCUUGGCGAUACCACAUAUGCUCUUUUGGAUCCUUAACUAUUUUGCACAGAGCGUAGAGUAUUUCUACGCAUCGCGUUUCUUUGCGGGGCUAACCAGCGGCGGACUCUAUGUCAUUGGGCCUGUCUUUAUUAGUGAGAUUUCAGCUAAAGAAAUACGCGGCGCACUCACUUCGUUGGCAAUGAUGUUCUACAGUUGCGGCAUUCUAAUUGGCUUCAUACUGCCCUCUUACCUCGAUUAUCAUCUUAUACCAUGCAUCGUCAUUUUCCUAUCCAUAAUAUACUUUGCUGUAUUGUCCCUUUUUCCGGAUACACCCGGGAGUCUCUUGGAACGAGGUCAGCUGGAAGAAGCAGAGAAAGCUUUCAAUUUCUACAAUAACAUUGAUAGAAAGGGUACUGUAAGAGAAUUGUGCGUCAAUGAACUGCAAACGUCGACAGCGAUGAGUGCUUUUGAGGAGCUCAAGGCGUCAAAAUUAAAAGGAGGGAAAGCCACGUCCAUCACUUUGCAAGACUUUUUCAACAAGUCGGCUUUAAAGAAAUUUGCGAUCGCUUUUGUACUCUGCUUACAAAAUCAGUUUUCGAGCAGUUUCGCUUUCGUAAAUUAUAUGUCGCAUAUAUUUGCUGAAUCCGGUUCGACAUUAAAUCCACAGGACUGUACGAUCUUUGUGGGUGUGGUGCAGAUAUUGUGCACACUAUUGGCUUCCAUUUUGGUUGAAAAGUUUGGUCGUAAAACACUAAUGUUGGCCUCGACUGCUGGCAUGGCGCUUGGCAUGUUCGGCUUUGGUGCAUUCGUACAAUUCACCGAUGACGCAACAAAAGCCGAAUACAAUUGGGUUCCACUGGUGGCGGUUGCUUUUGUCACCGCAACAGCCUCUUUUGGCGUAAUCUCGCUGACCUUUACGAUAAUUGUGGAAAUACUGCCGGCAAAGAUUCGUGCUCAGGCUCAGUCGAUUGCAAUGAUGUUUUGCAGCAUUAUGGUCUUCAUCACGCUGAAGUUGUAUCCAUAUUUUCUCUUCAAUCUGGGCAUAUCGAUCACAAUGUAUUCGUGCGCCAGCUCGUGUGUGUUCACCGGAGUUUACUUGCUCAUAUUUCUGCCAGAGACGAAGGGCAAAUCAAUGGCGAACGAUUGAGAAACUAAUUAAGUUAUUAAUUAAUUAAUUGUUACGGAAGUUUGUUGAAUACGAAAUAGAGACAUUUAAUCUUUAAAUACAAGUAGCUUAGUAGCUUUGCGUGAAAAAUCGACAUCAUAUAGUUAGACCGCGAAAAAGCAUCGCGUGCUUAAUAACCCUAAAACUAAUAUUAAUAAUUUGAAAUAACCAAAAUGCAGUUGUUAUAGCAGAUCCUAUUAAAAACAUAUCACUGCUUACCAAAAGA
Bactrocera neohumeralis is the source of this 2518-nucleotide messenger RNA. Its product is annotated as facilitated trehalose transporter Tret1-like. The record is from RefSeq and is a predicted model, not a curated record. Gene Ontology annotation, cellular component: membrane. NCBI's taxonomy places the organism in Eukaryota, Metazoa, Arthropoda, Insecta, Diptera, Tephritidae. Gene Ontology annotation, biological process: carbohydrate transport; transmembrane transport. Gene Ontology annotation, molecular function: sugar transmembrane transporter activity. Bases 76 to 2274 code for a protein of 732 amino acids. The transcript has 11 exons.